AUGGUACAGGAAGAAAUCCGUCGAAAUCGUCUCAGGGUACGCAAGGCGUGUGAAAUCUGUAAAAGGCGUAAAGUUAAGUGCGAUGGUAGUCAGCCGUGUGCAAAUUGUGUCAAGCAUGGGCAAGAGUGUAAAUAUAUCAGUGGUACAGUAAGAAGAAGGUAUAGAAGGGAUAUCGGGAAUAGUAGUGGUGCAAGCAUAUUAAUACCUUCGAGGUUGACGCCUUCGUCAUCGACUGCGCUGAAUUUCAAUGGCAGCGUAAAUGGGGGCGGUAGUGAGAUUUUGGGUAAUAACAAUGGAGUUGGAGAUAGUGACAGGAUGGCAUCUUUACUUUUACAGUUAGGAGGGAAUGGGACGGCGGGGAUAUGGCCGCCCGUAAGUCUUGACAGUGAAAGAAUUAACGCUAAUACUAGCGCCAUUCGACAUUUGAUUAAAACGACUAAUAGUGUUGGUUAUAAUAACAGAAGAUCACCAUGGCAGAGCUUUUCGCUGGAUAAAUACAGAUUUCACAGGAGGUAUCAAAAUCUUUUACCAUUUUAUUUGGGAGCAUCGUUAAUGUCAGAGAUACCACAACAUGCCGUUGAAUCACAUAGAUUGAAACAACCGCGUAUACAAAAUUAUGGAUGGAACAUGUCCGGUGGACAUUAUUUGAGGCAUGAUAAGAGUUCAAAGGCCAGGGCAAGAGCACGAGCAAGAGCUGAGGGAGCUAAUUUAGAUCCGGAAGGUUUCUUCGAUUUUGAAAAUCCAGUGCAUUUAUCGGUUGUCAAUAAGUUGCUUAAAUUCUAUUUCAAAGAGAUCAAUCCACCAAUGAGUAUAGUUCAUGAAUCGAUGUUUUGGCAGCAGUUCAACAAUCGCUUUUUACCCCAUACGAACUUCAAAGAUUCCAGUUCCAAAUUAUUUCGAUCGAUGUUAUAUCUGAUUUUGGCCAUUACCCUAAGGUUCAGAGAGGGGUUUAUGGAGAAUACAGAAGGAUCGAAUGAAUUUCUAUUUACGUGGGAAGAAUUAUCGUUUUUUCAAAGACAGCAUAGGGAGGAAGCGAUGUUCAAGUAUGCGUAUAGUGUUAUUACACAAUUGACAUUUGAGUGGGAAUCCUUUGAACUAAUUCAAUCGUGGUUGUUAAUUACGUUUUACUUCCGUACAUGUUAUAGACAAACGGCAUGUUGGAACGCGUUGGGUCAAGCAAUCAAUAUGUGUAAUGGGAUGUCGUUAUAUUUGAAUCGAUUUCCUCGAACGCAUUCAAAAUAUGACGAAUCGAGAGCCUGGCAUUGCUUUUGGGCCUGUUUUAUCAUGGACAAAUUAAUCUCCUUUCAAAUGGGUAGAUUCUAUCAGUUAUCGAUGCCGGUUUCCCAUAUGACGACUCCUGGUCAUUGGUGUGAUAAUAAAGUUGACGUGGAUAGAAAUGGUAAUUCCAACGCUGAAGACGAUGAUAAUAGCAUCUGGUCAGAUGCAAGUGAGACUACAAAUGAUGAAAGUGAUGAUUCGAGCAAUGUUGAAGAUGUUCAAGAAGUAGAUCACAAUGAUAGACAAGAAAAUGGGGAGCACCCGCAGGGCGAAGACGUUGAAAAAUCAAACACACCGCAAUACGAAGAUGAUGGAAAGGAAGAUGACUGGUUCCACCAUGAGACUACACAGCUGUUCGAAUUGGCAGUUAUCGUACAAACAUGUCAAAAGCGUGAUGGAGAAGAGUUAGAUUUAGAGGAGUCUAUUGCCUUAAGAAGAAAACUAGACGAAUGGUUUGAAAAACACAUUCAAUCGACAAGAAUUGAUAAGACUUGGCAACAUCUGUAUCAAAUUCAGCCACUUUUGUCAUACUUGGAUGUGAGACUAACUUUUGAAACAAGACGUCUUUUCCUAUUGAUCAAUCAGCCUUUAGAUACCGGAGAGAUGAUUUUCCCGAUUGAUACUCUAGGUCUCGUUAAACAUUGUCAGUUAUCGGUUAAAGUUUUAUCACAAAUCAACCAAAAGCAGCUUUAUUUCAUUCCAUGGUGGCUAAAUUUGUCCCAGCUUUUUACUGCAAGUGUUAUUUCUAUUGCGUUAAUCCAUUCUGGUUUACAGACAUCUAGAUCUCUUGACAUUCUUCGUCGAUGUAUGGACAUUUGGAACAACUUAAUGACGUCGCAUCCGAAGAAUCCUCCGGGAAUGUUACCAGAAUGUCUUUGGUGCAUAAAAAUGUUGAAUCACAUGUGUUGCCUGCGGCUAUUAAGUUCUGCUACACAUCUAGAGAAUUUGGUAGGGACAAAUCCUGGAGAUUCGACACCAAAUGAUAAUAAGUUUUCACAAUUUGGUAAAGUUGGCGAAAUGGGGAAAGCCAUCAAUUCAGAUGAUGAAUCCGGAUCUCUCAGUAAUUUACCACCAAUACAAUCACAAAUUCCUUCUGCGUCCCCUUCUAUCCCUCAAUCUCAACCAAUUAGAGUGAAAAGCGAACCAAGUACACACAUUCCAAUAUCUACAACGGCAGUCAAGUCAUUGGCAGAAAAUCAAUUCAAGAUUACACCGCAAUCGCAGCCACAUCCACAGCCGCAACCACAGCCGCAGCCAGGUUUGAGCGAACCGAUUUUAGGCCAAGGGUCUGGGACGAUGAAUACGCCACAAGCUUCAGAGGAUUUUACGUGUCCAAGGAUGGGCAAUAUUCCAUCAUCCUCAAUCACAGAUAGUAGCGGUACUGGUAAUAAGGAAAAUAGUGAAGCGAUUGACGAGGGACUUUUCUCAUAUUUGCAAUGGUUUGAUCAAAAUUUCAUGUAA
Zygosaccharomyces rouxii is the source of this 2739-nucleotide messenger RNA. RefSeq names its product Stb4p (gene STB4). The coding region runs from base 1 to 2739 and encodes 912 amino acids. Gene Ontology annotation, biological process: regulation of DNA-templated transcription; DNA-templated transcription. The record is from RefSeq and is a predicted model, not a curated record. Lineage: Eukaryota; Fungi; Ascomycota; Saccharomycetes; Saccharomycetales; Saccharomycetaceae. Gene Ontology annotation, molecular function: zinc ion binding; DNA binding; DNA-binding transcription factor activity, RNA polymerase II-specific. The transcript has a single exon.